Molecule: messenger RNA, 230 nt
Organism: Racocetra persica
Lineage: Eukaryota; Fungi; Glomeromycota; Glomeromycetes; Diversisporales; Gigasporaceae
Source: the annotation of a GenBank genome assembly
GCAUUUAAUUGGAUAGAAAAAAAAUUUUCAAUUGCUAUGCUUAAAUAUAAAAAUCCAAACCUUGUAAUACCAAGUUGGCAUAUUCUUGGAGGUCAUGUGUUAAAAAAUGCUAUACAAAAACUUCAUUUAGAAUUAGCAUCAAAAGCAAUUAAUAAUAAGAUUGAAGUAUCGCUAGCAUUUGAUGUUGCUGCAAUAAUUUCUGAUUCUGUAUCCACUUAUACAGCUGCAAG